AUGGCGGUCACUACUAGGCACUUGCUAGCUGUACUGUUCUUUGCUUUUCUCUUGUCUGCAGCAAAUGCAAUAAGAGAGUAUCGGGGUCAGCAAGGUCAGGGAGGCACUCGUCUGACUCAAGCUCAACAAUGCCGCUUACAGAGGCUUACGGGAAGCCAGCCCUCUGAUCGAAUUGAGUCAGAGGGCGGCUUCACUGAGCUGUGGGACGAGAACGAGGAGCAAUUCCAGUGCGCUGGAGUUGCUCCUAUGAGGAUUGUUAUCCGCAGUAAUUCUCUUUCUCUUCCUAAAUUUCAUCCCAUGCCUCGCUUGGUUUACAUCCAGCGUGGACAGGGAAUAGUUGGCAUUACUUACCCUGGCUGUGCUGAGACUUUCCAGUCACAGACCUUCCAUGCCGGCCAAGAGCCAAGGGAAGAGAGCCCCCAAGGCCGCGGAGGCGACCAGCACCAGAAAGUCCACCGUAUCCGCCAAGGUGAUGUUGUGGCAAUUCCAGCUGGUGCUGCUCAUUGGUGCUAUAACGACGGUGAGGAAGAGCUCGUAGCUGUAGCCAUUAACGACCUCAACCAUCGAUCCAACCAGCUUGAUCAGAACUUCAGGGCAUUUUACUUGGCCGGUGGAGUACAAGAAAGUGAAAGCCAAAGAGCUCAAACUGGUCUAAGAAAGCAAAGGACACAGAAGUUCCAGAACAUUUUCCGUGCUUUUGACACAGAAUUGCUGGCCGAGGCCUUCAACAUCCCCACAGAGAUUGUGAGGAAGAUGCAAGAAGAACAGAUCGAUCGUGGAACAAUUGUCAAUGUGAGGGAAGGAAUGAGCAUUAUUAGGCCCGAUGAAGAAGAAGAAGAAGGGCGACCACAACGAGGACAACAAUGGUGGGAGGAAAUAAUUGGAAAUGGCUUAGAAGAAAACAUUUGCACAAUGAAAAUCCGGACCAAUAUAGAAACUCAAAGACGAGCUGAUAUCUUCUCAAGGCAAGCCGGCAAAGUUAACCAUGUUGGUCGCCAAAAACUUCCCAUCCUUGAAUACAUUGACAUGAGUGCCUCUAAAGGAACCAUUUAUCCGAAUGCAUUGAUGAGCCCUCAUUGGACAUUGACUGGCCACAGCGUGGUAUACGUUGAAAGAGGAGACGCACAAGUGCAGGUAGUAGAUCAGACCGGGCAACAAGUGAUGAACGACAAGGUGAAUCAAGGAGAAAUGUUUGUGGCUCCUCAGUACUUCCCCGCAACGAUUAAAGCAGGGGAGAAUGGAUUUGAAUUUGUGGUGUUUAGGACAAGUAGUCAACCAAUGAACAAUCAACUUGCAGGUUACACAUCAGUGAUUAGAGCAAUGCCUGUUGAGGUCCUCACAAACGCGUACCAGAUAUCGCCAAAUGAAGCACAACGCUUGAAGAUAAACAGGGGAGGAGAGAGCCUCCUUCUAUCUCCUCAACGAAGGUCCUCUUAAAACGGCAUCAAUGUCGAUUAGUACCUAGUGUAACUUGUACGAGGUGUUUGUUAAAAU
Molecule: messenger RNA, 1494 nt
Organism: Solanum verrucosum
Lineage: Eukaryota; Viridiplantae; Streptophyta; Magnoliopsida; Solanales; Solanaceae
Product: 11S globulin seed storage protein 2-like
Exons: 3
Coding region: 1-1437 (478 amino acids)
Molecular function (GO): nutrient reservoir activity
Source: RefSeq, a predicted model, not a curated record